Molecule: messenger RNA, 2808 nt
Organism: Cordyceps militaris CM01
Lineage: Eukaryota; Fungi; Ascomycota; Sordariomycetes; Hypocreales; Cordycipitaceae
Product: protein transport protein Sec39, putative
Exons: 3
Coding region: 1-2808 (935 amino acids)
Biological process (GO): retrograde vesicle-mediated transport, Golgi to endoplasmic reticulum
Source: RefSeq, a predicted model, not a curated record
AUGCAUAUCGAUCAGAACACGGUGCAGACGUCACAGGAGGUGAAGAUAUCGCCCAUGCAAAAGAGCUGCAAAUUCAGCGGCAGUUUGAACCAGGACAUAAGAACGGUACUCAUGAUGGGCAAGGAGCUAUCACCAGCCAAGGUUCUCCUGCAGGCAGCAUAUUUGGCCGCCCGAAGCGACAUUGGCAGGCUAGCUUGUCUUGCACGCCGGAACGACCAUGUUUUGCGCCCCGAGAUUCUACUUCGCGUGCUUCUUACAUAUCUCCCAGAGACAGUGGAACCGCGCGUAUAUACCGAGUUUUUGCGCAAUGUUGCGGACGGAGAAACGCGAAUCCCGGCCGAUCUUGAGUUAGAUACCUCACCCUUCGACACCACCAGCGAUGAAACCGCGACAAAGCAGGCAAAGAAGCUUCGCCUUUUACCUUUAUCGAGAGACAAGGCAGAAAGUGGCGACAAGGGCGAUGUUCUUUGCGAAUUCAUUUUCUCAAGAGCAUACAGAAUUAACACUGAAAUGGGAGCAUUAUCACAGUUGCCCGAACUUCUCCAACCAUUUCUCGACUACCCCUCCAUAAAGCAAUGGGCCGCCUCAACGGUGUAUCCAUUUGUGAGACGCAAUUGCCAAUAUCACACAAACGCCUCAUCACAGUAUACUCUGUUUGAAUUUGAGAACAUCCCUGACCAAACCGCGGCGAUAUUUCUGCUUUCUGAGUCCAAUACCGGUGAUGGAAGGGCCACUGGGCGAGAUCUCCGAGGAUUGGUUGCACCAUGGCUAUAUAAUGAUAUGCGCUGGCAACAAAGCGCCGCGUCAGUGGGCGCUACUGGGGUAAACUGUCCGGGAUGGGAACAAGUCCUGGAUACUAUAUUGUCAUGGGCAACGAAAUCCUGGGGAAAUGUGGCUGGUGCGAUCACAGACUGGGAAGGGCCACGCGACGUAUACUUUGGCGAGAAUCUUACGAUGAGUCUUUCGGAUGACAGGAUCCAAUAUCUUCAGACGACAUAUGCUACGACGGCUAUUGCCUGCGUCUACAGCACCGCCGAGUCAAGUGAGGAAGCCUUGCGCAGUGCAUACCAAGUAUGUUGCGAGACUCGCAAGCGACUUGAUAAAACGGACUUGCCCCCAACACUAGAGAUGAUCAUGUCGGACUUUUCACACCUACCAGUCUUCCAAACGACGCUCAGUGGCGAUUCUAGGAUGGCCACAUUUCUGCGCGAAGACUUGCUCAAAACAUCAAAUCCCCUCACUUCAGUAGCACCCGAAUCUCUCAAACUGGUAACCGCGCUCACAAUUAGCGCGUACCUUUCUACGUCCUUAGGUGUGUCAUGGUCCGUGCGGAAAGCAGGAGACCUACUCUUCAUUGGAGAUGCAAGAGAACAAAAAGGCGAGCUUAGCAAACUGCUUCGAGCUAUAGCCAGAGAAGCACGACACGGUGAUGAUAGCUAUUGGAAACGGUCGAGAGAUGCCAUUAUAUGGCUUUCUAAUUGGGGCCAUAAUGACAACAAAGAGCUGUCAUCACAUUGCUAUGGGCCGCUGGGCAUGGUCUCUAGGGAGCAUAUCGAGACCGAAGUUCUAAAGAUCCUGUUAUCCAAGACAAGGUAUUCAUUAUCCAGGGAGAUAUAUGAAAAUGUCAACGAGCCACUGCCUCGAGGCAAGCUUCAGGAUGUUGUAUACCAUUCUGCUUUGGAUGCCUUUGACAAUGCCUCAAAUCUGAACAGAACUCGCGGCGGACUUAGGAAAUGCGAUGAGAUAAUUCAUUUACUCCCGGAAAUGCUGGAGAAAUCUUCCCAGCCGGUCAAAAGGGUGGAGGCGCUCCUCAGAGCUAGCCAUGCGCUGAGCGACUACCGCCUUGUUCUCAAGCAAGGCGAGCCCUUCAGCCCAGUUGUACUUCGAGUACACUCUGACCCGAUUAGUAUAAUAGAGAAAGUGCUAAACCAGAAUCCGAAAGCUUACACACGCAUCCACGAGUUUCUGGAGAUGGGAGCCAACAUGGUACAUGCUGGCCUGACUUCCCAUGGCUCGUCAAGGACGGUAGCAGCAACAUCGUCGGAGAUUGAAGAGGGACUUUUUAUUGCCGAAAGGCGAAUAGCGGCAAUGUGCAUUGAAGCGGCGUUGAACGAGGAUGACUUCGAAACAGCUUACUCGUACGUUGUUAGUCGGCUCGGAAAUAGUGCGACAACGCUGGCUACUCACACAGUUACUCUAUUCGAUACGUGGUCAUGGGCGGCAGCCCUGAAAGCCGGACAGUAUAUUCGGACAGAGCGAUCACAACAACCGACGCAUCUGGGAACAGCUAGCGGCAAUCUUGAAAUACGUCACCUCGAGCAAAGAAUCGAGUGCUUAGCCAUGGCAAUUCGCGCAGCCCCAGCGGCCGAACUUCGUCAAAUUUUGAAGAGCUUUCGUCGAUGUGAAGAGCAGCUAGACUCAGCAAUCAGGGAAGAAGCAGCGAGCGAGACGGCAUGGGAUUCCGCAGGAGAUUUUAGUGCACUGCCCGGUAACUUCGAGCGUCCGGUGCAGCGACAAGGGCAGCCUCCUCGCAAUAUGGUCUCUGGUGCAGCAGCAAAGCAGGGAGAGGAGGCCCCAAUGUCACUGUUCGACCUGUCUCGAGCUACUGCGAGAAUUGCGCAACGCAACCUCACUGCUCUGUCUAGUCUUCAAGGUAUGCCGCCGCCAGCUGGAAACACAAUCGUUUCGCGGGAGCAAUCGGAAACUCGUACAAGGAAAAGAGACCAAUUGCGAGAAGCCGCUACCGGGACACUCGUAUCUGGUGUUGGUUGGCUUAUUGGCGCGAAAGUAAACGGAGGAAAUCAAUGA